AUGGCACGGUCGGCAUUUCUCGAGGAUAUCGCGCGCCAGCGACCUUCCCUAACAUCAGAGGACUAUUUGCAGGAACGACUCGAGAGCUCACUCGCCGGCAAGGACGAUUUGUCCUUUGUUGAACUCCUUGUGGAUGGGACUUUGGAGUCGCUACGCAACCACGGCAGUGACUCGACCUAUGGCUCAUUUACUGACUCCACUACAUCGCCGACGAGGUUUCUAGUCUCGGUGAAAUGUACGAACGAACCAGUAUUGCCAUUGCUGGUGGUACGUGACCAGGACGAAUUGAGACGGAGGAUGAAGCAGGCGGGUUCCUUCCAGCUGAUCGUUAUCCGUCAACGGAAUUCAAUCAGCUCACUGAGCAUUAGUCACGAGCUUCUGACAUGCUUGAUGGAAACGUGUCAUGUCUCAACUCGGCUUUUGGACUUCAUCAUCUGCUUUGGGCCCAAAAAUGGCGAAACACGCCUGACACCGCCUAUGACCUGGGCUGCCCAAGCCACGGCCACAGGGGCCGCUGAUCGGGUGUCGGAGGACUUUGAGUGUGCGUACAUCUUACGGUUUCCGGAACAGCACUACCGCUCAGAAUCCAAGCCAUGGUCAUUAAGACAAUUUCUGUUAUACCACCGGUCGUCUCAGGAUCCUACUGUUGCAACGAUCAUUUUCGCUGGGGUAGGAAAAGCUGUUGUGAGGUCUUUGCAGAAGUAUAUCUUGUGCUACCGAGAUCGCCAAGCACUCAAUGCCUGGGAGAUUCAUCUGGUAUUGCUGAACGCGGUCGUGACAACCUGGCGCCCUUAUCUCGCAUACUUGGGCGACGAAGUCAAUACUCAGGCUGAUCAUGCCGUACUCGCGGACCUCGAAGGAGAAGAUGCUGACUUUGCACGGCUUGAUGAGCGACAAUACCUCAAACAACUUGAAGAUGGCGUGGAUGAGGCAGCUUCUAUCUUAGCUCAUACACGAAAAGCUGCAGAAAUUCUGCGAGCGAAUUUUGGAUUAUGCAAAGGUUUUACAGCUGAAUCUGAGGCUUCAGAGGACGAUGUCGUCUUGCUGGACCAGGGGUUUCAGGAGGUCAUCCACAACCUGAGACAUCACGAGGCCCAAACACAGAUAUUACAUACCAAGGUCAAGAGUGCCUCUGAUCUGGUCUCAAAUAUCCUAGACCUUAGCAACAGUACCGCUUUGAAGAAUCUGGCCCUGGAAUCUGCGCGGGAGAAUGCGGUGAUGCAUGAGCUGACCAAAAAGGCCACCCAGGAUGCGGCAGCAGUCAAGGUCCUUACGGUCCUGACGCUCAUAUAUCUCCCUGCGACCGUAAUAUCGAACUUCUUCUCGACGUCGUUUGUCAAUGCAAGCACGAGGCAAGAUGGUAGCACAUUUCUCGUGGUGGCCAGCAAUUGGUGGAUUCUCCUUGCCACCGCACUGCCACUGACCAUAAUCACAAUCUAUAUCUGGAGGUUCUACGUCCAAAAGGAAAUUCACGGAGAGUAUCCCGCUUGGUGGCAGUCUGUCCAGCGGAAAUACGCAAGUCUGCGCAUGCCUGCCUUCCGGCAUCGACACCCAAGAAACGAACUUUUGGACGAUUAG
Molecule: messenger RNA, 1578 nt
Organism: Exophiala dermatitidis NIH/UT8656
Lineage: Eukaryota; Fungi; Ascomycota; Eurotiomycetes; Chaetothyriales; Herpotrichiellaceae
Exons: 7
Coding region: 1-1578 (525 amino acids)
Source: RefSeq, a predicted model, not a curated record